Messenger RNA from Monomorium pharaonis (pharaoh ant), 1070 nucleotides. RefSeq lists its product as uncharacterized. NCBI's taxonomy places the organism in Eukaryota, Metazoa, Arthropoda, Insecta, Hymenoptera, Formicidae. The record is from RefSeq and is a predicted model, not a curated record. Gene Ontology annotation, biological process: transcription by RNA polymerase I. The transcript is spliced from 4 exons. Bases 137 to 925 code for a protein of 262 amino acids.
CCAGGCCUAAUGAUAUAACAAACCAUAACCUAUCAGGCGUGUGCAAGUGUGUACAGUGUACCAGCAUAUUUUCUUUGUUAGCCAUACAGGUUGUGUUGUCGUAUAGUUUAUAUCGAUUUAAAAUAAUUCAGGAAAAAUGACAGAUUCCGCCAGCGAGGACUCGGUAACAAAACUAAACACGCAAUUGAACAAGUCAAUGGUAUUAAUGGAGAACGUGGUAGACGCGCCGUCUCCGAAUUACAAGCGUAAAUCUAUCACGAUAAACACAGAAGUGGAGUCGUCGAAGGCGAUUAACAGUCCUGUAGUUAAAUCACGCAGGAGUAUCUUGAAGAAGUCUGACAAACACAGUGAAAACGUAGCGAGCGACGAGACCGCGCAAACAAAUGGUAUCGUCGACAGAUUAAGUGAAGCAACGUCCAAAGGGUUGUCAUUGCCUGCCUCAGUUUUGUCCAGACCGCAUACUCUUGAAGAAAUAGCUCAAAAGGAGACACUAUAUGAGGAAAAUAUGUCCUCCACAUUUAACUUGGAGGAUGUAUCGGACAGCGAAGAAAUGUGGAUAAUGGAUGUUCCUAGAUUAAUAGACCCGCAAGAGUUUCACGGUCAAACUAUAGUUUUUGAGGAUAAAUCGAAGUUUAGAAUUAAAGAUGAACGAUAUUGUAUAAUUGCACAUAAAAUGAGGCAUAAUGUCACAUGUGUUUUUAAUACACAGAAAAACAUACCGCAGUAUAAGACAGUAAAUGUGAAACCAACUGGAUUCUUAACAGUAAGGAGGAAAUUGUCUGGACCACCAGAAGUAAAACCAGUAUCCACAGAAAACUCAGAUGUACAGUUCCCUGAUCAUUUAAAAGCAAGGCAUCCACUGUUUGGUGUUAUUCGCGAACGUAAGAAGAGAUCGAAGAAACGUAACUCGCUCAAAGAAAUCUAGGAAUUAUAAAUACAGAUUGAAUAUAAUUUGAAUGUGUUAAUUUAAAUGACUUUGUAUAAAAGAAAGAGCACAAAAUUUUAAAAAGUAAAAAUAAGACAAUUUUAGAGAUUGAUUUUACUCAUUUAGAAUGAAUUGAAUAGCAAAA